UUCUACUAUUUUCAUUGGAUAAGGUAAAAUGUUUGCCAACCGGCUAUUGAGUGUUUCAGUUCUUUCGAGAAAUUUGAUCAAGUCAGUUGUGACCAGAAACUACGCAGUAAAUAUCACGAUGGAUAAACACGCUAUUGUUCCCGACGUCAUUCCAUUUGCACCGACUGAAGUGGCCAAAGUCACCUAUGUUAGUGGUGUUUCGGCAAAUGAAGGCAAUGAAUUGACACCAACUCAAGUUAAAGAUCGCCCAAACGUUGAAUGGAAUGCCGAUCCAGAUACGUUUUACACUCUAGCUAUGACAGACCCAGAUGCGCCUUCUCGUCAAGACCCGAAGUUCCGUGAGUGGCACCACUGGUUGAUCACAAAUAUACCAGGCAAAGAUGUAAGCAAAGGUGAAAUAUUAUCGGACUACGUCGGAUCGGGACCACCUGAAGGUACCGGAUUACAUCGUUAUGUAUUUUUGAUCUACAAGCAAAAGGGUAAACUUAGCUUCGAUGAGCCUCGCCUGCCGAACACCAGUGGUGAAAACAGAGGAGGAUUUUCCAUUGCUAAAUUUGCCGAGAAGUACGAAUUGGGCAACCCGGUGGCUGGUAACUUCUAUCAAGCCCAAUGGGACGAUUAUGUACCGAUUUUGUACAAGCAACUCGGCGCAUAAAAUAUGAGACGCAACAAAAAAAAAAAGCAUUUUUCAAAAAAAUUAAAAAAUAUUUCGCACAGAUGUAGUGCUUCUAAAACACAGUCUUUCAAAGAAAUUCAAAAUAAUAAAAACAUGUGCCUCCAAAAUCGGCAAUAAGCAUAUCCUAUUUUUCAGAAUAAAGCAUUUUAAACAUACAA
Molecule: messenger RNA, 834 nt
Organism: Contarinia nasturtii (swede midge)
Lineage: Eukaryota; Metazoa; Arthropoda; Insecta; Diptera; Cecidomyiidae
Product: protein D2-like
Exons: 2
Coding region: 29-655 (208 amino acids)
Source: RefSeq, a predicted model, not a curated record